Schistosoma haematobium is the source of this 6707-nucleotide messenger RNA. RefSeq names its product Lamin A C. The transcript is spliced from 11 exons. The coding region runs from base 78 to 1859 and encodes 593 amino acids. Lineage: Eukaryota; Metazoa; Platyhelminthes; Trematoda; Strigeidida; Schistosomatidae. The record is from RefSeq and is a predicted model, not a curated record.
GUUGUUUAUAUGUUCUAUAACCUGUACUGUUUUUGGAUUCUCAAGAACCCGGUGCACGUUAUCCAAGUCUUAGUGACAUGUCCGCUCGAGCCAGAAAACAAAAAGCUGUGGAAUCUGAGAAAAACGAAAGUAGUCCGACAUCGUUCUCUCGAUCCGUUACGAUUGAACGCAGCCAUACAUCAUCAAGUGGGAGUCCUCGCAAAAGUUAUUCUCGCAGUGAAAGAUCUAGUAGCCCUUUGACUAUUAGUCGAUCUGAAGAAAAAGAUGAACUUGCCCAUCUGAAUGAUCGCCUUGCGGGCUACAUCGACUACGUUCGAAAACUGGAGCUUGAUAAACAAAAGCUUACUAGACGUAUACAGACCGUUACAGAAGAACGAAUGAGUAAAGUUGAGGAAGCCAGGAAAACAUAUGAAGAUGAAAUUACAGCCUUAAGAAAUUUGGUUGAUGAUCUGGCUAAACAAAAGUCAAAAGCCGAGCUAGAUUCCAAGCAAAUGAGAGAUGAGUUGAACGACGUAAAGAUGAAGGCGAACAAACGAGAUCAAGAGAAUCGUAAUUUACAGAGAAAGAUAGAAAAUCUUGAAAGGGAACUGAGUAAAUAUAAACAAGAUCAUGAUGCUUACCAGCCUCUCCUUAGUGACUACCAUGUUUUAGAAAAACGAUUCGAAGAAAUGAAACGAGACCUUGAGGCCGAGACACUACUUCGGACUGAUUUGGAAAACAAAAUCCUCGGUCUUAAAGAGCAGUUAGAUUUCCGUUCUCGGUUAUUCGAUGAAGAACGUGAAAAGUUAGUUGAACGCAGUUUAUACAUUGAAGAAGAGGUCGAAGGACGCAAACAAGCUGAAUACGAAAGUCGAUUAACAGAGGAGCUAAGAUCAAUUCGAGACCAAACCGCUUCUGAAUUAGAAGAGUAUAAAAUACAAAUGGAAGAAACGUUUGAGAGCAAACUGGGACAGUUGAAGUCAUCAGCUAAUUUUAGUGCAGAAGAUGCUAGUCGCCAGCGAUCUGAGCUGUUGAUAGCUCGCAAACGUGCUGAUGAACUUUCCCACGAUUUAUCCAAGAAAAUCGCUGAGCUGGAAUUGCUUCAACGACGAGUAGCAGAUCUUGAGCGGCAGUUAACUGAUGAACGGAAAGAUUUUGAAUCGCAACUUCUUUUCCAACGCCAGGAAGUAAACAGAUUAAAAGAAGAAUUGGAAGAAAGUUUCCGUGAAUUUACCGACCUCAUGAAUACAAAAAUUGCGUUAGAUCAAGAAAUACUGAUGUAUCGAAAAAUGUUAGAGGGUGAAGAGUCAAGACUCAACCUGACACCGGCUCCCCGUGACUCACCGUUCAACAUACCGGUCAAACGCAGGCGUGUAGAUGGAGAUUUUGAGGGUGACGAGUCGAAUGCCAGUCUAACUGGAGCCAGUUACAGUUCAUCCCGAACAAGAUUUGCCUACCGAGUGUCAUCGACUGCACGUGGACCUGUAGAAUUUUUCAAGGAACAAGAUACCCAUGGCAAGUGGAUCAAAAUACAUAACUCUUCAAAUGAUGAAAUGAAUUUAGGUGGAUGGGAACUUGUUCAUGAAGCUGAUGGUCACGAGACUCGUUUCAAAUUUUCACGGGCUUUCUCCUUAAAACCUGGAGCAUUAUGCACAAUUUGGAGUCAAGAUGCUGAAGGCAAUUCACACAAUCCUCCUGCUGAUUUAACUAUGAAGAAUAAAAGUUUUCAUCCUGGCACUGAUGUCACAAUUCUAUUACUUGAUGCAGAUGGUGAAGAACAAGCCAAAUGCACAGUUAAACGAGAAAAAAUUCGUCCUGGAGUUAAUUUUGAUCGUAAAUCCGGUGUUCGUGCUCAUGACGAGAAAUGUCAUCUCAUGUGAAAUGUGCUCUAUUGAAGAUAGAUGACCUACAUUAUUCUUUGUUUUCCCUAAUUGUAUUAACUUUCUAAUUAAUAUCAAUUUUAUAACUGCAUUUUACUAAUUCUUUGUUCUUUUGUGCUAACAAAACAAGUUAUAUAGUUUUUUUUCUUCUAUAUGCUGUCUGCUUGACUAUUCACUUUAUUUCACUAACGCUUUGUUUAAUAAUGCCAACUGGUCAUACGCUGUUGUUGUGCCACGAUAUCUUCGGGAGUAUGUUAUUGCUUUUUGUUUUUAUAUAUUAACAACAGCAAACAUGUUGCCUUGUCAUAUAUCGUUGCUCCAUUCUACGGUCUCCUUAUCUGCAUGCUAUAUAUGUACGUACACAUGUUAUUUCCACUGUACUGUUCGCUCAUACUGUUGUAUUCAUUGUAUUUUCAUACCUGAUUCAUGCUUAUCAUCAUAUGCACUUAUAUUAUAAACUAAUACAUUCAUUUGUUGUGUGAUCAUUGUUUCUCGCCGCAUUUUUUUAUACACACUAACUGUAUUUAUAUAUAAUGGACAAAUCGGAUUUGUUCAUUAUUAGGUUCAGUUCUCCCUAGUUAUCGGUAUAUCGUGCUAUUGGAAUCGUUUCAACUUUAUUUGAGCUCUAAAUUUAGCGCCUUGCACCUCAUCUCUGUCUCGAUUGUUAUGAAUUUUUCCCACGUAUUGGAUAAUGGUACUCAGUUUGAAAACUGUUGAAGUGGAUAGAUGAGAUGACUUAUAAUGGUACAGUUUAUUCGAUUUGAACUUGCUCACGUGACCGUUAACUAAAAGUAUGUAUUGUAAGUUAAUCGUCGUAGAUGAAUUCAACCGAUAUCAUGUAGAAGUAUAUUUUAUAUCAAACCAAUUUUUAGCGUAUCCGAGGACAUUAUUGCAAUCACUUCUCAAUAUUGAGUUCAAAAGCGGUUACCACUCUGAUAUGUCGAGCCGAAUCGAUGACAAGAAAUGACCUGAAGGAUAAGUGUAUUCCAUUGGCUAAAAAAAUGGAUUAACCCCCCAAAGGAUAAUGUUGCAUAUUUACAAAUGAGGAUUUGUGUAUUUUAUACGGUAACCUUAGUGUUAAACUGACACAUCAUGGGGCACAAUUCUGCCAGCUAUAAAUUCAGGGAGUUUCCCGCGUCAGCCCGUAUUAUGUGCUUUUCCACUUGCUGUAAGCAAUAGUUCUGCUCCAUGCUGUCAACUGAACUGCUCUCUCCCCAAUCUAUUUUGCCCCGGCCGAAGACGGUCAGCCUUAAAUUUCUGGUGGUUGCUAAACAAAUUAUUGGUAUUCAACCUAAUUGUAAGCUUCUGCAACGCAAGAACUUGCUAUGACCUAAAGUUUGUUUUCACUAAUUUUGAAGCACAACUGAUCAGUAAGUAAUAAACUGCGAAAUGUCUACAAGCCUUCAGUGUCAUGAAAUAAGAUGACUACUCCUAACAGGUUUUUCGUCCUAUAUAUGAGGCAGGAGUAUACUCAGAUGCAACGAAAAUUAUAAACAAGCGCCAAAGUUUCGUUCUCGAUGUAUGUCUACAAUCUACGUGACUUCUAACAUUCCAGCUUCAUAGGCAAAAUAUGUGUUCAUUUUUGUGUCAAGUAGGGCUUAUUUAAGAUAAUCUAUCAAUUAUUUGAGAAUUGAUUAUGGAACGGUAAAUGAACAAACAAACAAAUCUCUUCUGCGAUCUUCCAUGUUCAAUUUUUGCGGGGUUAUUUAAUCUGACUUGUCUGCUGAAGUUGGAAAUAAUGAGACGGCACUUCACUGGCAAGUUACUUGAACUGACCCAAUCAUUGAAUAUCACCUUUAAUGUUGAGCCCUGGGACUUGUCUAGGAAAGAACGUUUAGGUCCACUCUCGUUAUUUACUCUGAACUACUACACUAACCUGCUAAUUCAUCCGGUAAUGUAUACUUCCGUUCCUUCAGUUAGCCUACUGAUUCGAUUUAAAUUAAAUAUCAACAAAUACAGCCGGCACACCGAUAUUAAAUUAAUCUUCACUUGAACCAGAGAUAAUACUUUCCGUAAUAUUGGUUGUUUUUCUAUUUGUGAGCACGGGGACGACCCAUAAGUUAAACUAUUAGCGGAUGGUCACUGCUACGCAUCAUAACGUGGCUUGUUAAGGAAUCUCUAUACUAAAUCAUUCUUCAAUUUUGGUCCCACUUUAUUCAGCGUCUAAAUAAUCUCUACGUGGAGUUUCACUUUGAGUACGUUAAGAACUGAAACAACAGUUUUAAAACAUCCUGUGUUUUCCCUAAUCAGUUGCUGCCGUCUUUUUGAUUUAUCUUUGAGUUUACCAAUACUUGGAAUAUUCGCGUUAUUCUCAUGGUGUCUUUAAGCGCGUGAUAAUGCCACUCGACUUUGUGUCGAAAAGACGUUACGUUGAUUCUAGUUGAUGCUAGUUGUCACAGUAGGGCGAGUCAAUAUAUAUGAUGUGCCUUAUAGAUCAGGUAGUCAAAUCUACAAUUUUGGCCUUAGGUCUAUUAUGGUAACGAGGAUAACUGUAGUAAUAGUGAAUUGGACAAUUAUUCUACACAUUCACUAAUAUAGGACAGUCGUCCUUCAGAAUUAUGCAUGGUAGAUAAACUGCAUGUAUUUUUAAGAAAUCUUGAUGAAGCUCUCGCUUGUUUUGAUCUACUAGCACAUGCAAAAAUGUUGUAUCUAGUACUAUAUCGACCCUACAUGAGUCGGUAGACCUGGUUACACAUUCUUUUCAAGAUACAUUUUGACCUUGUUCGCUUAAUAACCCUAACUGUUUUUGUAUGAGUGUAUGUAUGUUAAUUGCUUCCAUUAUUUAUUAUGUGUCCAUAAGUUUAUGUGUUCGACAAUAAAUAAUAAUGUAUUUCUACCAAGGCAGGUACAAGUCAUUUUUACAAAUAUGAUCUACAAACUAUUGUAUUAGUUCAAUUACAGUAUGCUUCCCAAGUAGAAUGCUUAAGUAGAGGAAAUAAUAUACGUAAUUAGCAGUACAUUCCUGCAGAUGACACAGUCGAUCAAAUAGAUAUGGUUCACUUGUCUUCUCCGCUCCGCUCCGCACUCUCAUCUUCGCCCUCUUCACUUCGUUUCUUUGCUUGUCUCAACGGAUCAAAUAAUCUACGGAAUAUACCUAUUAAACACUUAUUCUCAUUAGGCCGAUAAUUAUGUAUGAGGGUAGUUGGGAUGUAUAUUUCAAAAACCUCUCCGAUAAUAUCGAACGCAGGUUUAAAUAAUUUAUGUCUGACCCCUACACAAAUAUAUCCAUAUAUCGCAGUGGAUCUUGUGGCCUUUUCUUUUUCCUCUGUAGUUGUCUUCAGUUUUAUCAGGGUGCAAGAAAAUCACAUUACUAACUUUAAUAAGUAGGGUUUUGUCGUCCGAAUUCAAUUACGUAACAAUAGGAGUACCCCAUACUGAAGACUGAACAGUUUUAAUUAUACCUUUCGCACACAAAUCAUUCAAUGUCUGUGCGUUGUUUCUCGAAGACCAUAAUGAAUUAUUCGUCUCUUAAGUACACUAGACCACCCUGUACUUGAAGUUUUAAAGGCUGAGUUUACACACCUUCACUUCACUUAGCACACGCAACUAAAAAAAUUUUAAAACCUAGUACUGACCCUUCUGUUUCGCUAACUAAAAAUUCACAAGACAUCUGUGAAGUAUUAUAAUCUCUGAUUUGCAAUUCACAGCAUCCUGGUAUGGGCAGUCUGUGUCCGGUAAUCCCCAAUAUUGAGACUUCACUGGGUCUUACAAUAACGUUAGGAUCUAAAGAUUUCAAGUUCUUGAAUGAAGUAAUGAACUCUAUAUUGCCUGUGUACACAAUAGUCACGAAAUAAACCAAGGGAUGUAUAUAAUCGCUUUUGAAUGUGAGCAUUACCUUUCGAAAUGGUGGGUAAAGGUUAAUGAUCAUUAGGAACAUCCAAAUUAAUAGGAUCUAAAUUACAAGGUUUGGUACCACUUGAAGCAAAAUGAACAGCAGUCCCGCAUGCUGACUGAAUGUGUUCUAUCUUACCAUAUUUAAAACAUUUAGCAUUACGAAAUGCACAUGCAUUACGAGAAUGAAAUUUGUCACAGGAUGAACAUUUACCAAACUUGAUCUCACCUUUGUUGUUUGCUUUCCAAGUCAUUGUUGAAUCAUUUUUUAUAUUUUCAUGAAAAUAGGAAUCACCAUUAAACGGACGCAAGUUUGAUGGACACUGAGAUUGUAUUUCAUCAUGACGACUGAGCGGAGCAUUAAAAACUUUGGUUGACUGGAUAUCAAAUUCAUUCACUGUUUCUUAGUUACUACAUAUAGUUCUAGCAUUUUGAAAGGAACAGUUCGGCAUUCUCAACAACCCUCUUUACAGACGUGGGAUGUUAAUCCCUGCAAUUAAUCGAUUCCUUAGCAGCACAUUAGGUUGGGUGCUAAAACUGCAUUUGGUAGUUUGUCUUUGCAAUUCAAGGAUGGAUUCCUGAACCUUUUGGUUGUCCUGACGAAUAAUUUUUGAAAGUCCGCUCUCUCACGAAGUUCAAAACUGGUGAACUUUACAUGAUUUAGUGGUAGUUCCUUAAGAUUUUCAUAUGAAAGUGAGAUACCUUUUCUGGAAAUGUUAAAAUUUUUAAUAAUUUGUAGACUUCACCAAUAAGUGUAAGGAAAUGUGCCACAAAUUUAUCACCCUCCACAUCAUUCUUGGUCAUGCGCAAUAUAUCAAACCUUUCCAAAUAAUCCUCAUAUGCCUCAGAAAUUGAAUGAAUAUCUGACUGUUCGAGCACAGGCUCCAUCGCGACGCCAGUGUGAUGAUUAGACUUAUUUGACUUAUAAUUCAAAGCAGGUAUCUCAGAAGAAAACGCAAUUUAACCAAGAAGUACUAAGUGAACAUGAACGAAUGUUUUGUAUUCGGAAUUCGAACU